This is a messenger RNA of Lotus japonicus, 1175 nucleotides long. RefSeq lists its product as uncharacterized. The transcript is spliced from 2 exons. Lineage: Eukaryota; Viridiplantae; Streptophyta; Magnoliopsida; Fabales; Fabaceae. The record is from RefSeq and is a predicted model, not a curated record. The coding region runs from base 734 to 1042 and encodes 102 amino acids.
GCUUACUCUUUCCCUCAUCUAACUGAUUCAUCCUCCUCUAUUCCAGGCGAGCCAAAACAGCCACGGCCACACCACCAGAAAAAGAGACGAUGCGUCCUCCGAUGCUGCCACCACCAUUCCAUCCCUAGUGUCAUGAGAGCUUCAAUAUUUCCUGACAUCGGAAAUUUCGCCCAUUUCAACAUCUCCAAAAACAGCCGCCAGCCUUUCGCCGUCUCCCGCCGCGCCGGCCACCAGUGCUCCGCCGAGUCUUGAGGAGCUGGUCGUGCUUUCUCCCGUAUCCCCCGUGUCCCCGGUGGUUGUACCCACCAUGCUGGCCAGGGAGCUUUCGGAAACAUGUGCCGUGGUGGUCACAUGUUCGCUCCCACCAAGAUCUGGCGCCGCUGGCACCGCAAGAUCAACGUGAACCAGAAGCGCCACGCCCUGGUCUCCGCCAUCGCAGCCUCCGUUGUUCCGUCAUUCAUCCUCGCCCGCCCGCGGCCACCGCAUCGAGACCGUCCCGGAGUUUCCCUUUGUCGUCAGCGACUCUGAUGUGAAUGGAGAUUUUGAUGUAGCAUCUGAUUGGGAGCCUCUCUCGCCGCCGAUCAAGCCCAACUUCCGGUUAUACCACAUCUUCAGUUCUAAAGGUGUCGUUGUUUUAUUCACCUCUUCCGGUUUCCCUUCUGUGGGUGAGUAUGAUGAAGUAUUUGAAUAUGAAUUUUUCCCGUUUCAUGGAAGAUAAAGAGAAAGGGGAACGAUGGAGCGGAGCGAUGACGAAUCUAUCAGAGAUGAGUUCAAAUCUAGAAUCACUCCACAAGUUUCUCCUCACCAAAGCCGUCUUCUCGACGACGACACCUUCUCCAAAGCCUCUCUCGCCGCCGAUCAAGCCCGCACCAUCAAGCUCCUCGAUCAACGAGUCCACACCUUGAAGCGAGAGCUCGACGCCGCCAUCACCGCCGCCGCACGCGCUCGCUCCGAGAAGCGACACGCCGAGAACGCUCAGAGAGCCGCUGAAUCGCGCGCUCUUGAGGUCACCAAGGAGCUCGAAAAUACCACGAGUGUUUGAGCUGCAUAUGGAAGAACUGCGUGCGAAGCAAGAAGAAAUCGCGAAGCGUGAUAGUGAUAUUAAGCUUCUGGAAGCGAUUAUUCAAACGCUUGGAGGAAAAGAAUCGAUUUCUACAUCUCUGUAAAAGCCAGCC